This is a messenger RNA of Phascolarctos cinereus (koala), 2597 nucleotides long. The record is from RefSeq and is a predicted model, not a curated record. NCBI's taxonomy places the organism in Eukaryota, Metazoa, Chordata, Mammalia, Diprotodontia, Phascolarctidae.
UCUCAGCUGCAGCUCAAGAGUUGUUGCUGAUAGGCAAGUCCUUGCUGGGGAAACAUGCAGAAACCCCUGGGAAUUUAGCCUUGAUCCCUUCGAAUUCGACGCUGCCAAACCUCUCCUGACCUGGACGGUCACAGUCUCCGGGAGCGAGGGAGAGCAACACUUGUGUGGAGGCAAGGACGGAACAAGAGAAGGGGUCGCAUUUGGAGGCCCCAACAUGCGGCUCCCUGCCCUGAAGCCCUGGGUUCCCAUCCUCCUGACUGACCUGAUUUUGCCAUGGUUGUUGCAGGAACGGGAAUGCACCCUAUUCCUUCCAGGGCUCUCUGGACUCUGGGUGGAGGGGGCCUUUCGGGUGGGGGUGCUGUGGGGAGUUCUAAGUUUUUUGGGGGGACUUGGGAAGGUGGGAGAAUUACUGCCUACCUUGUGCCUGAGCACCCCACUGUUCCUGUCCCUGAGGGCCCUAGUUCCAGGGGCUUUGAGUGCCCCACCUGUGCUCCCAGCCUCAGCCCCAUGGACCUGGAUGCUGGUGUCUUAUGGAGGAGUGGGACUGGGCUGGGCUGUAUGGAAGGUGUUGAGCCUCUCAGAACCCCUUCCCUCAGCACAGCAAAGCCAGAAAAACAAAGCCAUGAUGUGGAGGUUGCUGAGACUGUCUUGGCCUGACUUACCCUUCCUUGUUGCUGCUUUCAUCUUCUUGGCUGCUGCAGUCAUAGGUGAGAUGUUCAUCCCCCACUACACUGGUCGUGUGAUUGACAUUCUGGGCCAAGACUUUGACCCUGAUGCCUCUGCCACUGCCAUCUUCUUCGUGUGCCUCUUCUCCCUUGGAAGCUUAUUCUUUGCAGGCUGUCGAGGAGGUCUCUUCACCAUCGUCCUCUCCCGAAUCAACCUUCGCAUUCGGCGUCUGCUCUUUUCUUCCCUUCUGCACCAAGACCUUAGCUUCUUCCAGAAGACCAAGACAGGGGAGUUAAACUCAUGCCUGAGCUCUGACACUAUCCUGAUGAGUCGCUGGCUCCCUGGCAAUGCCAAUGUGUUCUUUCAGAACUUGAUGAAGGUCAUAGGACAAUACAUCUUCAUGCUCAACCUCUCGCCUUGGCUCACCCUCCUUUCCCUGGCUGAGAUACCUCUCUUAAUGGCUGCUGAGAAGGUCUAUAAUGCUCGACAUCAGGCAGUGCUCCGUAGGAUGCAAGAUACAGUGGCAAGGGCUAGACAGGUCGUGCAGGAGGCAGUAGGAAGCUUGAGAACUGUGAGGAGUUUUGGAGCAGAGGAGAACGAGGCCCAGCGCUAUAAGGAGGCCCUGGAGCAUAGACAGAAACUACGGUGGCACCAGGACAUGGAAUAUGGAGUAUAUCUGCUCUUCAGGCAGGGACUUCAACUAGGGAUGCAGAUAUUGAUAUUGAAUUGUGGGCUAAAGCAGAUAUUGGCUGGAGAGCUCACCACAGGGGGCCUCCUCUCCUUCCUGCUUUAUCAGAAGGAUGUUGGGAAAUGUGUGAAGAUCUUGUUGCAUGUCUGUGGAGACACCGUGAGCAAAGUUGGAGCUGCAGAGAAGGUGUUCCAAUACCUGGACUCUGAGCCACAGAUGCCCACCUCUGGAAUGCUUGCUCCUUCUACUUUGCAGGGCCUUGUGGAAUUCCAAGAUAUUUAUUUUGCUUAUCCUACCAAUCCAAAAAACUUAGUUCUCCAGGGAGUGACAUUCACUUUGUACCCUGGGAAGGUGACAGCCCUAGUAGGACCUAAUGGGGCUGGGAAGAGCUCAGUGGCUGCGUUGCUACAGAAUCUGUAUCAGCCCACAGGGGGCCGGCUGCUGCUGGAUGGGGAGCCUCUUCCACAGUAUCAGCACCAGUACCUGCACUCAUAGGUGUCUGUGGUUGGGCAGGAGCCUGUGCUGUUCUCAGGGUCACUGAGGGAAAACAUUGUCUACGGGCUGGAGAGCUGUGGGGAUGAUGAGGUGAGGGCUGCUGCCCAGGCAGCCCAUGCUGAUGGAUUCAUUGCCAACAUGGAGCAUGGGCUGGACACAGUUGUUGGGGAGAAGGGGAGCCAGUUGUCUGCAGGCCAAAAGCAGUGUCUGGCCAUUGCUCGGGCCCUGGUGCGGAAUCCUCAUGUCCUCAUCCUGGAUGAAGCCACCAGUGCCCUGGAUAUGGAGUGUGAGCAGGCGAUAAGGGAAAGGUGUAUGCUGCAGGAGGGUUGGACAGUGUUGGUGAUCGCACACCACAUACAGACAGUACAGGCUUCUGACCACAUCUUAGUGCUGGAGCAGGGGAAGCUGGUGGAGCAGGGGACCCACGCUCAGCUCCUGUCCCAGAGAGGCCUUUAUCAUCACCUGUUGCAGCAAAAGCUUGAAGACUGAAUCCAUGGAGGAAGGAGGGAACUUUUUAUAUGAGGUCUGGGUUUGGGUCAGGGUCUUGAGGAUUCAGGGCAAACAGUGUUCUGGGCCCUGCCUCCCAUUCCUAAGACUGGGCUCCUGUACAAUAGCUGCUAUAACAUUGUUCAAAUACCUUACCCCUUCUCAGCUCUGAUACUGCUAUAACCCUAGCACAGGCCCUCAUCACCUCAUGCCAAACCACCAAAGUAAUUUUUCUAAAGCAAAGGUCCAAUAAUAUCAAGCU